Nicotiana attenuata is the source of this 741-nucleotide messenger RNA. RefSeq lists its product as uncharacterized. The record is from RefSeq and is a predicted model, not a curated record. Lineage: Eukaryota; Viridiplantae; Streptophyta; Magnoliopsida; Solanales; Solanaceae. Bases 163 to 690 code for a protein of 175 amino acids. The transcript is spliced from 2 exons.
CCUACUUUAUCAAUUUUACCUUUUAUUGACCACAUGGGUAACAAUAUAUUAUUGACCAAAUAAAUAAUUCUCAAAACCGCAAAGGCAGGAAACCAUUUUCUCUCUCUUCUCUCACCUGCAUGCGCACGUUAGUGGUGAGUACUAACAUACGCCAUCGCCGGAAUGCCUAGAAAGGGGAAUCAGAGAACAACGAACAAGGAGACAAUGACGGAACUGACGGAACGACUUACUGAGGAUAGAGAUCUAGGGUUGGGAUCUGGAAAAGUGCGAUCAAUGACGGAAAUUUUGAGCAAAACACCGAGACCGGAGAUGAUUAUCGGAGAAAUCAAUACACCGACCAACCGGCCGGUAUUACGGGAGAUGAAUGCAAAUGUGACGCCAGUAGUGCUACAACAGAAGGCAAAGACCAUACCUAGGUCACAAGGGGAAAACAUGCAAGCUACUAUUCGAUUGGAGAAUUCAAUCUCUCCGAACACUGGAACACAACAGGGUAGUAUAAGUCCAAUAGCUAAAGGAAGUGAAGUGAUUGAAGUAAAAACUAAUGAAAAGGCACCUAUUCUGGCGGAACAACAGACAGAAAAGGCAAAUACUGGAAAAGAGAAUAAAAAUUGGGCGAACCUGUUUGAAGGGAAUAGAAUGGCUGCAAAAGGUUUAAAGGUUAGGACUUUCAGCAAGGGAUACCACAUUUAAGGAGUGAUCAUAUUUAAAGCUCAAAGGAAUGAAGUUCAAAUUAAUGGAAAA